This is a messenger RNA of Talaromyces stipitatus ATCC 10500, 5310 nucleotides long. Its product is annotated as tRNA processing endoribonuclease Trz1, putative. Gene Ontology annotation, cellular component: mitochondrion. The transcript has 6 exons. Gene Ontology annotation, molecular function: DNA-binding transcription factor activity, RNA polymerase II-specific; 3'-tRNA processing endoribonuclease activity; zinc ion binding. Gene Ontology annotation, biological process: regulation of DNA-templated transcription; mitochondrial tRNA 3'-end processing. The coding region runs from base 1 to 5310 and encodes 1769 amino acids. The record is from RefSeq and is a predicted model, not a curated record. NCBI's taxonomy places the organism in Eukaryota, Fungi, Ascomycota, Eurotiomycetes, Eurotiales, Trichocomaceae.
AUGGACAGACGUGGUCACAGCCCUGGUCGGAUCAGCACAUACGGUCUAGCAUGUAUGCAAUGCUUCAAGGCAAAGUGUCGAUGUGUGCCGCGCUCUAAUGGGCCUUGUGAGAGGUGCCACCGUCUCAGAAAGGACUGUCAACCAUCAGAAUCCGCUCGCAGACGAAAUGCUCAAAAAUCCCAGCAAUCCCAAGAAUCGGAUGCGCGAAUCGCACAGCUAGAAGGCAAAGUUGACAUUUUGAUGUCUAUGUUACAAGCGACCGCUAGUUCUUCUUCUGGGUCUUCGCCUGUCGAUAUAAACCGAUUUAUUACCGGUGGACAUGAUACAUCGAAUUCUACGACGUCUGGUUCUACCCUUCAAGGACCGACACCUCCGACGGAGUCAUUUCCGACCUCCUCGUCAGAUAUACCACCCAAACAAGCUGAGGAAUGUUUAGAAUUCUUCCGGACUCGAAUGCUGCCACAUUUUCCAUUUUUCAACAUACCCCCUGACCUAACCUCAUGGCAGCUCCGUGUCAAGCGGCCGGUUCUAUUCCAGGCUAUAGUGGUAGUUACCACGCACUCAACACAAAAGAAAUUAUCACGAGCUGAAGACUUCAAACGCCUCGUCUUUACCUCUGCGCUGGUUGAGGUUCAGUCUAGUAUUGACCUAUUGCUGGGUAUACUAACGUAUAUUGCAUGGAGCACCGACGCGUUUCUGGGUCGCGCAAAUCUGCUUUCUAGGAUGAUGAUGCUUGCUAUUUCUCUGGUAUGUGAUUUGAGAUUGUUUAAGCCUUCAUCGCCAGAUGUACAGUUGAUUAUCAGGCUUACGCAGGGGUAUUCUGAGGGUGAUGAGGAAGCUGCGAGUGCUGCGAGUGGAGGGACACUUCAGAGUUUUCUGGAGCAGCAGAAGGUUGUUUUGGCUUGUUUUGUUUUGAGUUCAAAUAUUUCGUCUCAUUUUGGGCGUAUAGACGCUCUGCGAUGGACUCCUCAGAUGGAAGAAGCGCUGCGCAUCCUUGAGAGGAAUAUGUCGUGUCUUGCAGACGAGGCGUUUAUAUUUCAAGUGCGAUUGCAGUUGCUGACACAGAGGGCCGCCCAUAUUCGAGAGCAGCACGAGGCCGAUCGUGCUCGUAUAGAAACAGCUGCUGCUACCAUGCCGAUUCCAUCAUACCUGUAUCUGAAAUCCCUGCAGAAACAGUUGCAGGAUUUCAGAGAUGCGCUCUCCCAAAAACUUCGGCAAGAAGAUAUCCUGAUUACAUACGGCCAAUACGUCGAACUCUACAUAGAGCAGGCAUCUCGCUCAGUUAAUCCUGAUACCUCACUUCUCAACACAGCAACCGGACAAAACAUAGACAACGGCACGCUUGUACCCGGCUACGAACGCAUAGGCUCACUAUGGAAAUCCGUCGAAUCCGUCAAAACAUGGCUAGAAGCAUUCCACCGCAUCCCUCCAUCAGACUGUAUCGGUCUACCAUUCCACUUCUGGUCUCAGGUAAUUCGCUGCACCGCAAUACUGAAAUACCUAUCAACACUUGACGAUCCAGCUUGGGAUUGUCAACUAGUACGCAAAGCCGUCAAUAUUAUUUCAGCUCUAGAAUGGAUCCCCAAAAAGCUAGAUGAAACGAGUAAAGAAGCCGGUCUGCAGUUUGAUGAUGAUUUGUUCAAGUUACUCUCCAAACUUUUGAGGAGAUCUCGGGAGUGGGUUGCGGCUAAGUGGAAUAUUUCAUCUGAAAUGCGUCCUGAAACGGAUGAUGUUCAGGUUGUUGUUCCACCUGCGCCAAAUGCUGGGGUUGAUGCUUCAGCUAGUAGUGUCAUUAUUGAUAUGCCGGAUUUGGAUGGGAUACCUUGGAUACAGUCGAUGGAUUUGGAGAGUGAUAAAUGGUUUGAGGAUGUAUUGGGACGACGCGUAGGUGUUGCUCGUUAUACACCUUCGACAACUGCCACGUUGGCUUCCCUGCGAGGAAUCGGAAGGGUCACCUUCCGCGGAACAACCCCCCGAACAGCACGUCCUACGAUCUGGGUAUCUGCGACUAGGCUAUUAUCUCGUUGUUCGACCAAUUCAUUGCGAGACUUCCACAGGAAUUCAACUUCCAACAUCGAAGAAUUAUAUAAAUCGCUCGCUGAGCAGCAGCCUGCCCUGUCCGGCGCGCAGAUCGUCCCGACAAUCCAACCUCGAAAGGGCCCCGGAGUGAGAAGUCGUUAUUACAUUUUUGAUUCCCAUUUGCAUGACCAAACUGAGGAUAUUCGCCAGCCUCCGCCGGAUUAUCUAGUCAGCAGACCCAUGAAGUUCUUCUACCAGGUGCUUAGCACCCCGACGGCCGACAGCCCCGGUUCCACCAUUGUCCUGAAUUAUCCCAAUCGAAGAUAUGUAUUUGGACAUUUGGCGGAAGGUACGCAGCGAGUGUUUAUUGAACAUGGCUUCCCUUUUUCAUAUUUGAAUGAUAUGUUUGUGACGGGAAAGACUACAUGGCACAACUACGGCGGUACAUUGGGCAUGAUCCUUACACUUGCCGACUCGCGGACGAGUGGAUUGAAGGGCUUGGAAGAAGGUGACACGAAAACAUCAAAAGUGGAAGCUGCUCUAUCUAGGUUGACCAUACACGGUGGCAGGAAUGUGAGCCACAUGUUAGCGACGGCGCGGAGAUUCAUAUUCAGGAAGGCUUUGCCAAUUUCAGUAAAGGAGUAUGAUUCAACAAGCCUUGCACGUGAUCAGCGAGGGAACAGCAAUGACAAAGACCCGUUUCAGAAGCCCACAUUUGUGGAUGAAAAUAUCAGAGUUUGGGCAAUGGCGCUGAAGCCGAGUUACGAGAUACGCCAUUUUGAAAGUCGCGCCGGAUUCAGGAGUCCUCGGAAGCGAAGUUUGAAUGAAUUCGAAGAACGUGACAGCGAACAAUCUACAGCUUCUGAUGCUCGCGACAAGGAUCAGUUGCUGCGUGAACAUAUUGUGAAGGAUAUGUUUGACAGUGAUUGGAAACUCGAUGCUUUGUAUGAGGAAAAUCUGUACGAUGUCAAACUGCCUGCGACGAUGUUUGUGCGUAACCCCGAAACCAAAGAUCUCGAGCGGUAUCAAGGACCACUUCCUGGAAGUUCCGGUAUAGUUCCCAAUAUCAAAGUUCUAGUCCGAAGACCAUGGCCUGCCGCUACAUUGGACAGGCUGCCUCCCACCACUCCGUCAUCCGAGUCUCUCUGUUAUUUUGUUCGCAACCACGACCAAAGAGGAGCUUUCGACCCCAAAAAAGCAAUAGAAUUGGGUGUUCCAAGAGGCCCUGCUUUCUCCCAGCUCACAAAAGGACUUAGCUACACUACUGAAGACGGCACCGUUGUUACUCCGGAUAUGGUUUUGGGACCGACUCGUCCUGGUAGAACUGUUGCAUUCAUUGAUUUGCCAUCAACACUGUACAUUGAUGACCUUAUCUCACGUCCCGAGUGGAAAUCACCUACUUUGACCGAAACCUUGUCAUCUGUUUUCUGGAUUCUUGGUCCUGGCGUUGCUGAAGAUUCUCGUCUUUUGGAUUUCAUUUCUGGCUUGAAGGGUUGCGAACAUGUUGUCUCUUCAACUGAUGUUUGUCCCAAUCGUUUGACGAUGAUGGCUGCCGCGAAGUCCUCACUUCGCCUUGCUAAGAUCAACAGCGAAAACUUUGCCAUUCCGUAUCAUGAUAAUGUUACUGUUCCCCAACCUGGUACUCGCCCUAAUGGACACAAUUCAAAUGCUUCUACUACUCAAAAGCCAGAUUGGACGGUUUCUUGUCCGGGUCUUUUGUUGGAUAUGGAACCCAACUUUGGUAUCAACGAGAGCGAACUGAUCCCCCAAUUGGAUACACGUGAUGUCGUUACGCGGAUACCAAAGGCAGUUCAACAGCGUCUUAACGUUAUCAGAAGGAGACUUACCAACCAUGAGGUUGUUAGACAGGUUAUGGACUUGCGAAAGGAACUCCCUCCAUUGGCGAUGGAGUCUGAAGUUGUUACACUAGGGACAGGAUCAUCUAGUCCAAGUAAACAUCGCAAUGUCUCUGCUACACUUUUGAAGGUGGUCGGAAAGGGAUACUACCUACUUGACUGUGGAGAAAAUACGCUUGGACAGCUGAAAAGAACAUACCCACCUGAACAGUUCCGCGAAGUCAUGCAAAACCUUCGUAUGAUUUGGAUCAGUCAUAUGCAUGCUGACCACCACCUUGGUUCUGUUGCCGUGAUCAAAGAAUGGUAUGAGGUCAAUUACGGAGCCAGAUCUCCCAGCACGGGAUCCGCGCCAGAGGACGUGACUGAAGUUUUGAAACAAAAGAGACUUGCUGUGGUUGGUGAAACCAUGUACAUACAAUAUUUGGAGGAGUACGCCGGAGUGGAGAACUUUGGAUUUGAGAAGAUCUUGCCCCUGGCAGUUCUUCCACCUGCCAUUGAAAAGCCUUAUACGUCGUUGGUUUAUCGAUAUACUCAGCCUGACGGAACCACUCAAGAAGACGGCCGUAAUCCGGUGUUUCUGAGGUUUGACACCCCAAAGAGCCAUCUCACCCCGCUUCUACAGGCAACUACUGGCCUCGUCAGUCUCAACGCUGUUUUUGUCAAUCAUUGCAGGCAUGCCAUGGGCUUAUCCUUGGAAUGGGAAGAUGGGUUCAAAGUAUCAUAUUCUGGAGAUUGUCGACCGUCGAUGAACUUUGCGCAAAUGGGCAGGGAUUCCACUCUUUUGAUCCACGAAGCUACUUUCCAAGACGAUCUACAAGGCCAAGCUCUUGCGAAGAAACACAGCACGACGUCAGAGGCAAUGAUGGUUGGAAGAUGGAUGAACGCGAAACUGGUGCUUUUGACCCAUUUUAGUCAGCGAUACGCCAAAAUCAGUAAAAUGGAAGACUCCAGUCGUAGACCAAGAGCGCAGCAUGACAACCCCAGAGCAACUUUUAAGAUGCAGAAGGGCACUUUGGAUAUCCCCGAUGACGACCCUCCCGAAGACGGGGCCGACGAUGAAGUCACUCAAGCGUUGGAGAGUGACUUUGACAGGCCAGAGAUGCCCGUCUGUAUGGCAUUUGACUACAUGGGCGUGAAAUUACGAGAUAUACCCAUUGCCCAAAUGUUCAUGCCUGCAUUUGAGAAACUCAUCGAACGUCUUGAUCGAGUAGCCGAGGAAGAAAGUGCUGUAACGAGGGAAAAGGCACGCAUGGCUCUGGAAGCGAAACAGGCAAGGACUGGGAAAAAGAAGAGUGGUGUGAAAUCACCGCAAAGACUCUCCUCUCGUAGCUUCUCUACCGAAGCCAAGAAGUCGGCUUGGAGUGCUAGUGAGUCGGAGAGUGGUUGGUCUGAUGAGGGUGAGGGAGAACCAGAGCAAAAGGAUACUAAGGCAUAA